ACUUCCGGCCCGAGGCCACGCCCCCGGAAGCAGCGCCCGGGUUCCGAAAGCGCGCGCGGAACGCGGGUUGGAAGAGCAGGGAUCGGAGAGCACGGGAGCAGAGCCCGGGUCUGGGGCUCUCCAGGGGACCAUGGGCACUUCCAGGCUCUAUACCUUGGUGCUGGUGCUGCAGCCUCAGCGAGUGCUCUUGGGCAUGAAGAAGAGAGGCUUCGGGGUCGGCCGCUGGAAUGGCUUCGGGGGCAAAGUUCAAGACGGAGAGACCAUCGAGGACGGGGCCAAAAGGGAGCUACAGGAGGAGAGUGGUCUGACCGUGAACACGCUUCACAAGGUGGGCCACAUCGUGUUUGAGUUCGUGGGUGAGCCUGAGCUGAUGGACGUGCACAUAUUCUGCACAGAGAGUGUCCAGGGGACGCCCACGGAGAGCGACGGUGAGUGUGGGAGUCCGUCCCUUCUCCCUACCCCGGCGGGCAAGGGGAAGCCAGGUCCAGGUCCCGGGAGGCAGACGCUGCGCCAGCUCCCAACUCUAAGCCCCGUUCCUCUUCCACACAGGGACACAGCUGGGAGGACUGAACCCCAGAGCGUGUCCAGUUCCUCACAGAUGUGCGUGGGGAUUGCUCACUGAUGGGCAGUUGCAGCCCAGGGGGAACAUGCGCACACUCUCCUUUCCACCCGCUACAGAAAUGCGCCCUCAGUGGUUCCAGCUAGACCAGAUCCCCUUUGCGGACAUGUGGCCCGAUGACAGCUACUGGUUUCC
Molecule: messenger RNA, 754 nt
Organism: Mustela erminea (ermine)
Lineage: Eukaryota; Metazoa; Chordata; Mammalia; Carnivora; Mustelidae
Gene: NUDT1
Product: nudix hydrolase 1
Exons: 3
Coding region: 131-622 (163 amino acids)
Biological process (GO): DNA protection
Molecular function (GO): 8-oxo-7,8-dihydroguanosine triphosphate pyrophosphatase activity
Source: RefSeq, a predicted model, not a curated record